Messenger RNA from Penicillium pulvis, 2189 nucleotides. Its product is annotated as putative C2H2 finger domain protein. NCBI's taxonomy places the organism in Eukaryota, Fungi, Ascomycota, Eurotiomycetes, Eurotiales, Aspergillaceae. The record is from RefSeq and is a predicted model, not a curated record. The transcript is spliced from 3 exons. Bases 255 to 1604 code for a protein of 449 amino acids.
UUUUUUUUUGUUCCUCACUUUGACCUCUACCUUACUCUCUCUCUCUUCCACUUCCAUUCUCCUUGCUAUCGUUCGGAAUUCUUAUCUCCUCUUCCAUUCACCUUUACGUGUUCUAUAUCGCUCGGCACAGCCCAGAUUGACUCACGCCCGAAACCCACUCCGCGUCAUUCUACCAAUUUCCACUCGGAAUUGAGCCCGCUUCACAACUUUAAGGGCUUUCAAAAAAUCCGUCGAUUGCCAGAAAGUCCUUCACCAUGGCCUCGUUCAAGGAAUUGUCCCUCUCGCGUCCGCUCCCCAACCCAACCCAACGACAACACUCCCACUCGAUCUCUCUCGGUGCGGUCAAUGCCAACCACCGUGUGACGCGUCGAAAGAGUGUCACUACAGCGGCUGCCAAUGCCGCCGCCGCCAUUGCGGCCUCCAUGAAGGAGGGCGAGUCCGCGCUUCUCCCUAUGGCCGCGCACCGUCGCAGCCUUGGGGGCCGCAAAGGCAUGGAAUCCACUUCUGUUGGGGGCGCAUCAGGAUUUAGUUCAUACCUCUCACGGAGCGUGAACAGUCCUAGCCAGGAGCCUCCGGUCGCUCGCAAAGCCUCCCCCAGCAACUCCGAUGAUGGCAAGGCGCUAAAGGGCCGGAACCGCCGAGCCAGCGAAGGCGCUCAAUCUAAGGAGGGGAAGCGGGUCCCGGCCGAACUCCGCUGCGAUCGCUGCGGGAAAGGGUAUAAGCAUGGCAGCUGCUUGUCUAAGCAUAUGUGGGAACAUGACCCAGCAUGGGCGGUUACCUCGAAACUACUUAUCUCCAAGCAUCAGCAGGUUCAACUGUUGGAGGCUGCCACGGUGCUUGUCACCAUGAACCAGGACGGUCCCGAGCAAUGUCACGAGCAUUGCCCCGAAGCGGAUUCCGAAGUUUCCUCCGGAUCGCCCGACGCCUCUUCUGAUGUGCACGAUGGACUCAGCUCCGCCGAGACCACCCCUCCCCCGAUUGACGAGGAGGAGGAAGACGAUUUUGAGAUGUCCGGUAUGCCGGCCAACUGGACCAAGCGCCCCAGCAUUAGCAACGCUUCGGCUUUCUCCCGCUCCUACCAGUCGAUUCCCUCAAGCUCGUACAACGAGAGUGCUCCGCUCCACUCUCCUACCUUCUCUCAUUUCCGCCAGUCCAGCAUCGAUACCCGCCCAUCCACCGCUGACACCCGACUGCACGAUGACGAUGAGGCCGACCUUGCAGCAGCGAUUGGGCUGUGCAACUUCGGAACUCCCCGAACAGGACCUGUCUCCAUGACACCGGAUGUUCCCCCUGUUCCUCCGCUGCCGGCUCGUUACCUGGACUCGAGUAGCCACCCGAACAACCAGAGCCCGCGUCUGUCCCAGCCGGGACCUAUGAACGAGGCCUACCGACGAGAAUCCAAUGCCGAUCUCUUCCUUUCAGUUUCCGCGGCUUCGUUCAACCCGUCACUGUCAUACAAGGUGUCGGAUGAGCGUGGGCCUCGAAUCGGACCCAAGGAAUCUGAACCCCGUCGUCACAGCCGCAACGCAGAUGUCGACUUUGGCAGCCGUGCUGCACCUGCGGACGAUGAUGACGAUGGUGUCUUUGGACGCAUGGAGGAAUAAUUGGCUUUAUUUCUGCAUUUCCGCUACGCACCCAUCUCAAGUCGUCUUGCUCUCAUGUUGAGCAACCUGACGACUUUUUUCACGACGCAAUGUACGCGCUUGAGCGUUUUUAUUUGGGAACCCCUUCUUGUUUACACAUUUAACGAGCAUGCUGCAUAAUGAAGGUCCGCACUCUCCCGAGUUCGUUCAUCAUGAACGGAACUGGGAUGAGAAGUUCCUCCUCGCACAGCGUGCUUAAAGAUUUUCGGGACCUUGCCGCCCAUGUAUCAUGUUUCCUUGGCCCGCUUGUUCUUUUCACUUUCUUUUUCUCCGCUGCUCAAGUUUCUUUUCCUUUUUGUUCUGGAAACAUCAUAAAUGGCCUUACCUAAUCGGCCGGCGCAUAUUCAUCAUAACCCAUACCUCCCCUUUUCUCUCGUCCUCGUCCUCUUUCCUUUCUUUUUCCCACUUGCUCGAACAUAUACCUCGUCCCGUUUUGAAACCUUAUAUCCCAGGUGUGGUUCUCGUCCGCUCUCCCCAUCGUUUUCCUAGCCUCCUUCACGCUCUCUCAUGCUCUCCCAUGUGUACUCAAUGACCCUUGGACGGGAC